This is a messenger RNA of Auanema sp. JU1783, 525 nucleotides long. The record is from the annotation of a GenBank genome assembly. NCBI's taxonomy places the organism in Eukaryota, Metazoa, Nematoda, Chromadorea, Rhabditida, Rhabditidae.
AUGCUUAAUAGUUCAUCUGGCUUUCACAGAGUUAAAACCUUCUUCUUCUUCUUAUCUCGUCCUUUUCAGCUGCUCAAAGAGGCUCGGUCGUUAGACAAUGUCGAUGUUAAAGUUGUGGAUUAUAAUGGGAAAAUGCCUUUCAAACUUCAAUUAGAACAAACUCAUAAUUCGGAUAUAUUCAUUGGAAUGCAUGGCAGUGGCUUAACUCAUCUGCUUUUCCUUCCCGAUUGGGCAGCGAUUAUGGAAAUAUACAAUUGUGAUGAUGCUGGCUGUUACUCAGAUCUCGCACGUUUACGAGGUGUCAAGUACUUCACAUGGCCGAAGUCGAAGGAACAUCUGAUUGAAGCUGAUAACAUCCAAAAUCAUCCGUCGUUGGGGAAACCGCAUAAGAAGUUUGCGAAUUAUCGCUUCAAUGCCGGAGAAUUUAAGAAGAAUCUUCAAAAGAUGGCUGAAUAUGUUCGACGUCAUCCUCAGUUUUUGGCUCAGCGGCGAUUACUUCGACGAUCCAAAAAAGGAGAGCUUUAG